AUGGCCUUCUUCUCGGUGAGCUCCACCAUCUGUCUCGUGCUCCUCGCUGUCGUCACGGCCAUGCCAGAUCGCGACUCCGUGGACCGCCGUGACACGGACACAGUCAAGACUGUAAUAAAGACAGUGACCGCAUCGACUCGUAAGUGUACGGCUGACGAGUUGACUGCGGGAUGCACCGAGGCGCCCAACGACAUCGGACCUGACAGAAAGUUGUGCACCUGCAUCAAAGGCCGUGUGCGAGGUGACACGGACACCGUCAAGACAGUGAUCACAUCGAGUGAGUGGUUGAACAUGAUGCCAGAUCGCUCCUCCGAGGAGCGAGUGCGCCGUGACACGGACACAGUCAAGACUGUAAUAAAGACAGUGACCGCAUCGGUCCGUAAGUGUACGGCUGAAGAGUUGAAAGAGGGAUGCACCGAGGCGCCCAACGACUUCGGACCUGACAAAAAGUCGUGCACCUGCUCCGAAGGCCGUGUGCGACGUGCUCCCGAUGCCGAGGAAGAAGCGAAGACCACUGUCGAGGAACGUGAAUGCACCCACGAGGAGAUGUUCGACAAGCACUGCACUCUUGUCGCUGAUAUCGGGCAGCCACUUCGAUGCAAGUGCCCUGUA
This is a messenger RNA of Mesorhabditis belari, 612 nucleotides long. The record is from the annotation of a GenBank genome assembly. Lineage: Eukaryota; Metazoa; Nematoda; Chromadorea; Rhabditida; Rhabditidae.